ACCCUAAAUCUCGCGACAAUCAGUCAGUAAUCGGGCGUCAACGGGCUCGGGCUAGGACGCGCGCGCGUCUCUCCCCAUCUUUCUCUCUCUCUCUUUCUCUAUCCAUCUCUCUUCAUCCCGUAUUUGCCUUUUUAAAAAAACUUGAGAGAGAGAGAGUAUGUGUGACACCCGAGUCUAUGGCUAACUAACGACCCCACUAUCGUUAACUGUCCAUGAAACACGUGCUGCUGCUACUGCUGCUGCCGCUGUUUUUUCUGCCGGUUUCCUUCUCUCGACAUCCUCCCCCCUCCCUCCCUCAAUCAACCCCUCUCUCUAUCCAAUCAAGCCAGUAAGUAACGCUUCGCGUGCGCACGUGGUUCCGCCGGCUUGUCUCGUCGCGGAUGACCUAAUCAUUGACAAUUAUGUUCUUGGUGAUCAGUGACGAUUUAUCAUCUGCUUUUCGAGCAGAUGAGAGAGGGUGUUGUUCCUCCUCCUGAGAGCCAUUUCUCGCUUUCUUUAGAUCCACUUGAUGGAAUGUACUCUCUGCCAUAUGUGAUUCUUUACCAGUGAUGUGGAAUUUUAAAAAGCAUUCUGAGAAGUGAUUUGUGAAUUGGUGAUUUUGAUUCUGGAUCUGGUUAUGUAUUGAAUCGAGGAGAAUCUAAUUAGUUGUAAUUCAAUUAAGAUUGGAUAUUUUCGGAAGAUUGCAGAUCAAUUAGAUUGUAGUUCGAUAUGGUAGAUUAUAGUUUAAGAUGCAUUAGAUUAGUUCAAGAUGCAUUAGAUUAGUUCAAGAAGCAUUGAAUAGUUCCAGUUGCAGUAAAUAGUUCAAGAAACAUGAAUAGUUCAAGAAGCAUUAAACAUUUAAAGAUACAUUAAAUAUUUAAAGAUACAUUAAAUAUUCUGUGCACUAAAAUAGUUCAAGAAUUAAAUAAUUCAAAAUGCAUUUUAUAGUUCAAGAUGCAUUAAAUAAUUCCAUAAGAAUUAAAUGAUUCUAAAAGAGUUAAAUAAUUCCAGAAGAAUUAAAUAACUUCAAAAAAAUUGAAUAUUUAGAAACAUUCAAUAUUUUAAGAUGCAUUAAAUGGUUCAGAAUUCAUUUAGAGAAUUAUUUUUGAGGAUAGAUUCAGAAGAUUAUUGUUCGGCAAACAUCAAAAAGGUUGUUGUUUCGAAAAUAUUCAGAAGACAAUAAGAAAAUUGUCGUACAGAAAAUAUUGAAAAGAGUGUUGUUUGGGACAAAUUUUUAAUGUUCAGAAUACAUUUAGAACAUCAUUAUUUAAAAUACAUUUAGAAGAUUAUUGUUUAAACUUCAACGAGAAGAUUUUUCAAGAUUUUUCAAGAUUUUUCAAGAGUUUCAAGAUACAUUCAGAAGAUUAAUUCAGGAUACAUUCAGGAGAAUUAGUUCAGGACACAUUGAGAAGAUUUGUUCAGAAUACAUUUGGAACAUUUGUUCAAGAUACAUGCGGAAGAUUUGUUCAGGAUACAUUCAGAUUAUUGAUGGAAACAUAUUGAGAUUAUUGAUGGGAAUAUAUUGAGAUGAUUAUGUCAAGGACAUAUCGGCAGGAUUUAUUACAUCAGUUGGACAACGCAUCAUUAGUGAUGGCACUUGUGCUGCGAUUUAUCUAAAAAUUGUUACAAUUGAUAAAAAGUUUUCGAUAUUAGUGGGGAUUUAUGAAAUAUUCAGUUAUCUUCUAAUUUCUUUUUCAUAAAGAUUGAAUUUAGAACGAGCAGCAAUCGACGUCGACCUUCCGAUUGGUUUUUGUAACUCCAAUAUCCGAUCAAUAUUGAAUAUCAACAGGACCUGGUAUUUCAACAGGUUCUAAAAACCCACUGGGAUUUAAUAUUCUAGCAGAGGCUGAUAAGAUAUUAAUACAGAGUGCUGUCAUAUCAACGGGAGCUGGGAACUUAACAAAAAAAGCGAAACAAGAAAGCUAAAUUAUUCCUCACUCUUGAGGAAUGUAGUUUUAUUGGAAAUCGGAAAUAUUCCCGAAUUGGUGAUUUUUUAAUGGAAUUAGUCAGUAUUAGUAGUAAUAGUUAGUAAUGACAAUUGUAAAACAAUAGUAAUAACAAAUUGGUUCAACAAUCGGUGCAAUAAUCGGUUCAACAAUCGAUUCAAUUAUCGCUUCAAUAAUUGGUGCAAUAAUCGGUUCAACAAUCCGUACAACAAUUUGUACAACAAUCAAGGUAAUUUAUUUUGAAUGAUCUUUUUUUGUCAAAAUAGUUGAGUGAUUCUCCUAAACAGAAUAGUACUAAUGUAUCAAGAGUGAUAUUGCAGAUCCGUUUACAUUGCAAACAAAGGAAAUGAAAUGUUUAGAAUUCAACAUGAGUAAUUCGUAACAAAGGGAAAAAUGAAUUUGAAAUAUUUAGGGGAAUGUGACAAAACGGAUCUUGAAAAGAUGUUUUCAGUUGAUUUCAAGAUUAAUAGCAGUCGUGAAAUGUACUUGUACUGUGUUGGAAGGUCGUGUGUAAACUCAAAAGAGAGUUGGGGAUAUUAACAAAAAGGAAAUGAGUGCAUCGUGUACAAAGUGUUGUGUUCAGAAAUGGACUUGAAGCCCCAAAGUGUUGUUAGUGACACCUGUUGACAAGAAAGUCGAGAGGGAUGUGCGUUCAUCGCGAUGGGAUAAGAAGGUGAUGAUGAGAAAUUUUUUCUCAAGUAUGUAUUUUAAUUAAUGAAAAGAGAGAAUAAAAUAACUACACGAUUUUAGUAAAAAUUUUUGAUAUAAAUUGUAGCGGAGAAUUGUAGAGAAAGAGAGAGAGAAAGGGAAUUAGAUUGAUCGAUCAGGAGCCCUAAAGUGGUUCGACAAACAAGUUGAGUUUGAGUACUUGGCAGACCUUUGUUCGUGAUAUUCAGCAUUUGAGCGUUAUUACAGAGAGAGAGACCCCCACCGCUUUUCUACUGCAAGAUUUAAUUAAGCUCGGCAGAUUCAGUGUCGCGGUCGGCCUCCUGGGAAUGGACCCACGAAGAUCCCUUAAAAAGCGAACUUACGAGGGGAAUUUCAUCCCUCGAUUUUGUCGAGAAAUUCAUAGGCGCGUCGUUUGGAAUGGCUUAUCAAUGAAAUUAAAUUACCACAGUAAGAGCAGAUUAAAUCAAUAGCGACCAGAACCGGGGUACACUAUAAUCGAGCCGUCGAUAAGUCGUCUCAGUUGAAUUAAUCGUGUAAACAUUAAACGCGCAAGCGUUUCGUGUGUUCGAUCUGAUAAAGUUAACCGAUCGAGAGCCACUUAAACCCAUCCAUUAAACUCAAACUGCACGUAGCUAGCUGGAGAUUUACUCUAGGCAAACCGUCCUACAAUUAUGUAGUAGGUGUACGAGAAAUAAUUUCGCUUCGGCUAACGGUGAACUCUAAAAUCGCCCCAGUUAGCCUCCCCCAAGAAAGUAAUAUCGCCGAUGUCCUCGUCGCAAGAUGGCAGAAACCGAUAAGCGUAAGACAAACGAUGACGAACCCAGUUCACCCCAAGAGACAAUAAUUUCCUGUGACAACAACAACGAGACAAAGACAAGUUCGCAAUUCUUAAAUAGCGAACGCACAAGGUGUGAAUUAACGGUUGACGGUUCAGUACCGGUUGACAACCCCGGCACCACCAUUAGGAUCGGUUCUUGGCACGAUCACGUGUACGCAACGCCGCCUCGAACCCCAACACCGCACCGAAUCAGCGAUAUUCUAGGUUGGAGUAGACCCUCAUCAGGAGCCACCAAAGGGCACAUCUCCAUAGGGAUGGGCUCCACUAAGCUACUGGCUCCGACCCCCAGGAGAUUUACCGGAAGUCCUUUAAUUCGCGCUCCACUGCCUAUUUAUUCGCCCUUGCCGGCUCACUCGCCAGCCUCAAUUCAAGGCAGUUUGACGUCUCCCCCAUGUACGCCGAGUCCUGCAUCUCCGCUCAUGUCACCCUCAUCAAUCGCCAGCAUUGGAAUAUCGUCGCCAAAAUUACAGUGCUCUGAACAAUUAUCGAGGCAAAGUGUUACGGCUUUUCAAUUGGCGAAUGCCAAUGACAAUACAUCGGCUAUUCAUCUUGAUGAGAUGAAUGACGAUAGGCCACUCAAUUUGACGACCACUUCACGAGUCAGAAGUCCAUCCACAUCGCCGAGCUCGUCUAUUCUCAGUGGACGCUCAGUGUACUCGAGGUCUUCACCUACCAUGUUCCGUGAGCCGCAGACCGAGCCCUACAUCCUCGGAGUUCACCGCAACCCACACCAUGGCUUGUCUCAUCAACCUUAUGUACAUAAUGGAAGGCAGAUUGUUGCUGACGUUGCUGCACCUGCCUCGUCUGGAAAAGGCAUCAGAUCCAGCGCUAAGGAGAGUACGAAGUUGACAUCAGUAAAGAGAAAACGAGUGGAAGUUAGUGCAAAAGAAACGUUGCCUUCGAUAAAAGCUGUGAGUGAAGUUAAUUCUGAGGAACGAGAGGACGCGGAGUCGGAUAGAAAAAAGAAGAAAGCAAGAACAACCUUCACGGGACGACAAAUAUUUGAGUUAGAAAAACAAUUUGAAAUCAAAAAGUACCUGAGCUCUUCCGAGCGAGCUGAUAUGGCGAAACUCCUCAACGUCACAGAAACACAGGUAAAAAUUUGGUUUCAAAAUCGUCGGACAAAAUGGAAAAAGCAAGAUAACAUUAGCAAUGCCGAGGCGGCGGAACAUAAAAAUCAGAAUAAUCCAAAGACAACGUCGGUUAAAUCGAAGCAUUCGUCGAUGAAAGAAGAAUCACUCAGGACGUCAGUUGAAUGCAGUUCGGAUUCAAAUAAUUCACUAUUAAUCAGUGAUGUAUCAGUGUCUGAUAGCGAUCCAGCCAAUCAAAGAUUAUCGUCGACAGUCUCAACUGGUCCAGAAAGAUCCAUGCAGUCAAUCUACAUAUCCAGGAAUUAUGAUUCGGAUCUUCAAUUAAUCGGUGACAAUCGUCUCAAAGACCAAACUGGUGUCCUGAAGGAGUACGACGUGAAACGAGAUCAAAAAAUUGGUUCACGUGAUUUGGUCGCAGGCAAAGGUGAAUCAAGAACAACAUCAACGACAGAAAUUAAAGAAUCAAUAAUUGAUGAUUCCGAUUAUGAGAAUUCAGAGAAAAAAGUGUUGACAAUAUUGAAGGGCGAGAGGGAAAAUUGUCCGACAAUUCACGAUUUGGAUAAUAAGAAUAUUAGUGGUCAUCAAUAUCAUCAUGGGAAUAAAAUUGAAAGGCUGGAGAAUAAAAUUGAGCCAGUUGAAUUUGCUGUUGCGCCGACAGUGGCACGUCUCGUAUUGUCCGACAAGGAGCCGGAAGUUGUUGAAAAUCAUGAAAGAGAUUUUGACGAAGAACCAUCUUCGCCGCAGUCUGCACUUGAAAUUGAUGAGAGAGAAGAGAGAGUUAUCAGUCCCGAGCUACCCAGCUAACUAGCAAUCUGAUUAGGAGUCACUCCUACUUUAUUAUAAUUAAAUAACAUAAGCGCGCAUAUUUUCAUAAUCAUUUUUUCCAUUCCUUCGUGUAGUGUAAUAUAAAAAAAAAUAUAUUAUUAAGAUAAAAUAUUAAUAUACGUCACCGGUAAUCAGGUCACUAGUGGGUACUUGAAUUUUUGUUUGUUUUUUUUCUUUUUGGCAUUUUUUUCUUCUUCUUUAGUAUUGAGAAUAUUUUUAUUUCCUUUUGGUUUUUCAUUU
Molecule: messenger RNA, 5588 nt
Organism: Leptopilina heterotoma
Lineage: Eukaryota; Metazoa; Arthropoda; Insecta; Hymenoptera; Figitidae
Exons: 4
Coding region: 3375-5327 (650 amino acids)
Biological process (GO): cell differentiation; regulation of transcription by RNA polymerase II
Cellular component (GO): nucleus
Molecular function (GO): RNA polymerase II cis-regulatory region sequence-specific DNA binding; DNA-binding transcription factor activity, RNA polymerase II-specific
Source: RefSeq, a predicted model, not a curated record